ACUAAUGAAUUAAAGCCAACAUUUAAACUUAGAUAAAAUCUACAAAAUAAAGACUUCUAUUAUUACAUUCUGCUAACAUUUUAUAAUUAUACAAAGUAUGUCUAAGUUUCUUUGUAUAUUUCUAUGUAAUUAAUAUAUUUUUUAGUUCAAUCAUUAAGAAUAAAAUGACAAACUUAAUUUUUCCACAAUUUCUGCUGCUAUAAACCUUAUAACCAAAUUAGAAGUAGUAUUAUGAUUAAAUGUCAAAUGCAAUACAUAUUAUUAAAUAUAAACAUUAUUUGCAUAGACUUGGAGUGACUGGAAGGCAAACAUUAAAAGUAAAGCCUCACAAAUAAAAAAAUCAUCAUUUCAAACAGGAGGAAUCAAAAAUUAACUGAAGUUGAAGAGAGAGUUUUAAAUUUAAUUGGUAUAACUGCUGUUUACGGAGAAUCCCAAAUUGAUGAGGCAGGAGUUCAGGUAAUAAAAAUCAUAUUGAAAUUAAAACAUGCUUAUUAAACUACAGUAAUUAUAGGAAUUGUAUGUAUUAUAGGAACCAAAUGGUGCACAAGAGUUGAGUGAAAGUGCACAAGACUUAUUAAACUGUAUGAUUGACAAUACUAUUUCUUGUGUACAAUCAAAUGAUUCUACUUGUAUAAAUGAAGAAUAUCCAUCUAAUCAAAAUACAUAUUUCGAACUGCCUCCAAAUGAUGAUUGCAAUCCAACUGAUUGUAACCCAACUGAUGGUCUACAUUUGAAUACUUCAUUAAGAAAUGUUAACAGAAAAAAAAGGAAACAUGAAAAAUCUGUUGGGGAAUGUAUGGCAGAAAGCCUUAAUAGAACAGAAGAUGAAAAGUUGCAUAUUUUAAAAAAUAUACAACAAGCAAUGAAUGAAAUAGCCAAAAAUAUUGAAAGGAAGGCAACAGCAGAAGAAAGGAAAGCAGAAGCAGAAGAAAGAAAGGCAGCAGCAGAAGAAAGGAAGGCAGCAGCAGCAGAAAACAAGGCUGCUGCUUUGCAUGAAAUUGCUGCUUCAUUAAGGAACUCUAUAACAGAAGCAGAAAAUCAAUAAAUGAUUUUACAAUAAAAAAGGCUCUUUUCAGGGCCAUUCAUUUGUGAUAAAGAGUAACCAAAUCUAUUUUCAACCAAUAUAUUAUUACCAAGUAAAUUUCACAUUUCAGGAAAGUCUUUUAACUAUUUACAUUAUGCAAAAUUUUAUUUUAUUUUACAAAUUACUAAAAUGUUUCUUCUAGCAACAAAGAUGGUUACUGGUUUCCAUGAAAAGUUCCAUUUAUAUACUAGAUAAUUAUUGCAUAUCAUUCUGUGCAAAAUAAACAUUAUGUUCAUUUUAAUUAUUUAUACGUAUUUUGUAAAAGCAUAUAACAAAAUGUUUUAUUUCAGUAUAGUACAAAUGCUGCUAUUGUUUAAAAU
This is a messenger RNA of Centruroides sculpturatus (bark scorpion), 1404 nucleotides long. RefSeq lists its product as uncharacterized. The record is from RefSeq and is a predicted model, not a curated record. The transcript is spliced from 2 exons. Bases 584 to 1045 code for a protein of 153 amino acids. NCBI's taxonomy places the organism in Eukaryota, Metazoa, Arthropoda, Arachnida, Scorpiones, Buthidae.